CCUGUAUCCUGGGCAUCAGAUGGCGUAGCCUAGAAUUUGAGUGCACGAGGGUAUCGGAGGUCAGGCAAUGGCCAAGAAUAAAGUAAGAGGACCGAAGUCUAGGAAUGUAUUUCACAUAGCCAGUCAGAAAAAUUUUAAGGCUAAAAACAAAGCAAAACCAGUGAUGACUAAUCUGAAGAAGAUAAACAUUGUUAAUGAUGAAAAAGUUCACAGAGUGAAUAAAGCUUUUGUAGAUAUACAAAAGGAACUUCUACAUUUCUCAAAAGGCCUUUCUCUUGAACCUCUGCAAAAACAGCUGACUCCUCCUCAGCAGUGUCAUGAAAAUGAACCAGUUAAUGUUGACGAAGCUACAAGAUUAAUGGCUCAGUUGUAAUAUACUGGUAAUGCAUUAAAUUUAAAAAAAAGAAAAAAAAAUAUAGAGUUUU
This is a messenger RNA of Condylura cristata (star-nosed mole), 425 nucleotides long. RefSeq lists its product as uncharacterized. The record is from RefSeq and is a predicted model, not a curated record. Gene Ontology annotation, biological process: ribosome biogenesis. The transcript has a single exon. Bases 68 to 373 code for a protein of 101 amino acids. Gene Ontology annotation, cellular component: nucleolus. Lineage: Eukaryota; Metazoa; Chordata; Mammalia; Eulipotyphla; Talpidae.